Messenger RNA from Xyrichtys novacula (pearly razorfish), 8859 nucleotides. The record is from the annotation of a GenBank genome assembly. Lineage: Eukaryota; Metazoa; Chordata; Actinopteri; Labriformes; Labridae.
AAUGAAACGCAGCUUUGAGGCAGGGCUUUUAUUUUGUCACCGAGGUUCCUGAUGCUGGGGGAUGCGCCUCUCUGUGCUCUGACGCUGCUCUAUGUAAAAUUAGCUGGCUGCAGCCUUUCAGGGACACCUCUUGCGGACCGCCCGAGCCCACAGUGCAGUAAGUAACUGUUAAUAUUCCUAAAAUGGAUCCGAGAAGACGCCGACAUUGCAGGGAGCAGCGUGCGCUUUGUGUCUGAGCUCCGGGAAAGUGUCAUUCCACGGCUUCGGCAGCCUGUGCCGACCGCUGCAUGUGUAGAUGUGGCAGGCUGAUACUAGUUGAAUCUGGAGCGCACAGCUGGACAAUUAUCGGGCUGGACAGAUGCAGUGCUCAAUUAGUCGCUUCUAAAUGGAAGCUGUGUAUUUAAUCAUUGUUUGGUUUUUGUAAGAAAACGCUCUGUGCAGAUGCAUCAACAUCUCCAGUUGCAGUCCAGAUUUGACUGGUCUACGGCGGGCUGAACAAUUAAACGUAUCCAGUCAGGGAGCGUGUUUACCCUGCGACCACAGACAGCAAGCAGGAUUUCUGAAUGCAAUAGAUGUCAGAUAAACAAGAAACGGGGGGUUGAGUUACUGUAAUGAGAUGUUGCGUGUAGUAUUUCAGUAACAUGUUUAUUUGUAAGAAGAUGUUGUGAAUUGCAGGUUAAUGUGUAGCCACGCAGGCUGCCUUUGAUUGGCUGAGAGUGAGGGCUGAAGCAGUUGAGGGUUUGUAGAUCAAAGGCCACGUUAGUCCAAAGUUCAGUCUCCAGAUAUCACAAUUUAUUGCUAAUGAAGCUUAAAUUAGUGCUGUUUACAACAGGAUGUGUCCUGUAACCACUUCUCAGAAACAUGCUCUCAGAUAUUGUUUGAUUCGAUCAAGUCUGAAAGGUUGUUUUGUUGUCAUCUCGUGAGAACCCUAUGGAGUUUAAUUCAAUUUAAAGAGACAGCACGCCUCCUGCACGCAAGCAAACAAGGCACUUCACUGUAUUCCUGUCAAUCCAGCAGCCAUCUUUGGUGCAAUUUCAGGUUGAGUUUCAUCAUGCUGCUGUGGCUCAUCCAUGCAGUGACCUGCUGAACCUUUGUGUCACCCUGUAGUUAAGCUGUAGCAUAUAACAAAGAGUUAAAAACCAGAUCUGACUGGGCUACAUAGACCAACAUAGAGAGGGGAGAAUGUGCAUGCAGGUCUAUAGAGCUGAUGCUGUGUUGUUUCAGGACACAAUCUUUCAUUUGUGAAAUCAUAAAUACAAAAUCUUGGUGAUAGUUUAAAUACAUCAAACAUAAUGGAUAACUCCUGGUGCUCAGGUAACCUUAAUGCCAUUUGUUAUGUACUGCUAUAAAUGAAAUACUGGGCUCACAGCAGUUCACACACUCGUGCAGAGGGCUUUGUCACUUCCCAAGAGCUGCUUGCAGGCAUAGUUUGGGGGUUGGUUGCUCCCAUUAUAGGGCUCUGCAAUUUAGUGCUUCACAACCCUCAUGUCAGGUCAGCCAUCACCAUGGCAACAAUAUGCUGAAUAAGCACCAUGGCAAUCCAGACAGGGGCUUUUAUUUUCACAAGUCCUCCUACGCUGACUUGUGUCUGCAAAAGAAAACAAGAUGUGGAGGUCUGUAACUCCUAGGGUGAGAGCUGGAGCUGUACCCUGCAGGCCUGCAACAAUAUCACUCCAUCACAGCCUAAUGCUAGUCCUGAUUUGUAAUCAACAUAUAUAAAUGUUACAACAUAAGCAGUUUGGGUUUUAUUUCAGCAAGGGUGUCUCGGAUUGUCAGGACAUGCUUGUCUAGUUUUUUCGUCAUCGCGUCCAUAUUCUUUUGAGCACUGAUUACUGUAACAUCCUUCUUUCCUCAGAUAAAUAUGGCAGCAGAGCUCUCCACUUCCAUAAACAUCAAAGAGCCCCGAUGGGACCAGAGCACAUUCAUGGGUCGAGCUAAACAUUUCUUCACUGUCACAGACCCAAGGAACGUCCUCCUCACCAAUGAACAACUAGCUCAUGCACAUAAAAUCAUCACUGACUACAAGUAAGCGACACUGCAGCUACACAGCAGGUACCAGUGGCAUGAAUGUAAAAUCCAAAGAUGAAUUUGUCUAAAGUGAUAUCUUAACUGUAUCCUAGACAGGGUAUAGUCUCUCCAGGACUGACAGAGGAUGAACUGUGGAGGGCAAAAUAUGUUUUUGACUCAGCUUUCCAUCCUGACACCGGCGAGAAGAUGAUCCUGAUUGGCCGCAUGUCAGCGCAGGUUCCUAUGAACAUGACCAUCACUGGAUGCAUGAUGACUUUUUACAAGUAAGAACAUGGUGACUCUACUGUCUGUGAGUUUGACACUCAAGUUUAAAUAUGAUCCUCCCUGAAUUUAAACCGUUGCCUUUUGGUAGACAUCAUAAAGGCUCAGUGGUAAUGUUUAUGACAUCUGAGAGGAAAUGACGGAUUUUAAACAAAUAACCAGCGUGAUAUUACCCCUGCCAAACCAGUACUAAAUGCCCACUUACAUUUGGAUUUUUCUCCUAUACUGAUCCAUUUUUCUUACAUCUGUGUGUAUGUUUCCCUUUUCUUAGACUCAAUAAUAACCUGGUUGCCAGUUGUGCUGUUGCUGUGUUGGUUUUUAUGUUACUCUAAGUUGCACUAAGCUUUGUGUUUCUUUGCGUUCCUGUCCAAGACAAGUUUCCACUUUGGAUCUUAUCAACCUAAUGACUCAACAGUUUGUAUUUCCUCUGUAGCAAUCAUGAAUGGGUGUGGAUGUUAUUGCAUUUUGUAGUCAAAUAUGCUGACUAGGUUAUCCCACGUUCUUCUCAAAAAUGUUAUGUUAUGUGGAUCAAAGUAAAUCUAAGACAUGGCACUUGUAGUUAAUACAGUAUAAGCACCCUGUCUACCUGCAUGAGGGUGAGUGCCAGUAGGCUGCUGUAUUUCAUGUUAACUGGCACUUUUAUUCUCCAUUUACUUAUUUUUAAAUUAAUUUCAUUUGUAUAUGAGACAGUUUUCAGAAGUGAGUGGGCAUCAUGAAAAAUCUUUUGGCAAAGCCUAAUAAUCCUUACUUUUUCUAGUUUUUAUUGUUCAAAAAAGUCCAUUGUUUGUGUGUCAGGAGAUACAUCUUUCUGCUUUGUGGUCUCUCCACACUCUGCUAAUGACCCCACUAUUUUCAAACUUAUAGGACGACUCCAGCCGUGUUGCUCUGGCAGUGGAUCAAUCAGUCUUUCAACGCAAUAGUCAACUACACCAAUAGGAGUGGUGAUGCUCCGAUCACAGUCAGGUAAAAGACAGAAGUUUUAGCCCUGAUAGCAGCUCGUAUUAACCCUGGUAAUGCAUCAUUUUUUGAGUUCUUUGCUUGGUUUGAUCGAUGACUCUUGUGUUUGCAGUCAGCUUGGCACAGCGUAUGUGUCUGCCACCACAGGGGCAGUUGCCACCGCUCUAGGACUAAAUGCACUAACAAAGGUAUCAGCUCAUGUAACCCCAUCUUACACCCCAUUUUAAUGUAUCCGCCUCAGCCAUGUGUGCUGCUGUUAAGUUAGGUUGCACAAAUGGUCCUUUGUCACAGAGAAGUUGUUAUUUACACAGUUGUGCUGUCAGUCCACCCUUUACAGUAAUCCUGAAAAAACAAACUGCAUGUCCAACACCUGGAAUAUGUCAUUUGAUAAUCUACAUUAGCAUUAGACUUCUAUUUGUCUUGAAGGUCAAAUUUUCUCUAAGGUUACAGCAGAUCAAAGUUGUCUAUUCUCUCCCUUCUCCUGCUGUAGCACAUCUCUCCUCUGAUUGGACGGUUCGUUCCAUUUGCAGCUGUAGCUGCUGCUAACUGUAUCAACAUCCCUCUGAUGAGACAAAGGUAGGCAAUUGUUUUCAAUCAUGUCAACAACUGCAACACAUGAUGGCUUUAGUCUUGAGUCGACUCUACAUAAAUGGUUAAAAAGUCGCAUGAAACACAUUGGAAAGACCUAUUCUUCUUUGUGAAUUUGAUACAUGGUCAGAUGAUUACAUUUUCGUUGCUCUGUCCCUUCAGAGAACUUCAACACGGCAUCCCUGUAACAGAUGAAAAUGACAACAGGUUAGGAGAGUCGACAAAAGCUGCUCAGCAGGCUAUCUCUCAGGUCGUGGUCUCCAGAAUCCUCAUGGCGUCUCCAGGAAUGGGUAUGAGUAUCUUUGUAUCCUCUAGUAGCAUUGUUUGAGCAAAAAUGCAUAGAUUCUUCUAAGUUUAAGUGUUGUGUGCAUUGAUAUUUCAUUUUUUUUUUUUAGCUAUCCCCCCAUUCCUGAUGAAUCAUUUGGAGAAGAAGGCUUUUCUGAAGGUAGGCACAUUCUUACUACAUCCCUCUAACACAAACCGCACCACAGAGAGCUUCAGGAACCUUUUCAUACCUGAUUUCAUGAAAUACCACAGUUGGAGCUUCAUGUCCUGCUCUGUCACAACUCGGUUUUCCUUUAGUUAUCAUACUUUGCAGGAAAGAAAAGCUCUGCAGACAUGAGGCCACUCUAGUGAAGGGAUUCAGCUCUGCUUUUGUGGCUCUCAUUUGUGUUUCUGCCUGGUCUUUUCAGAAGUUCCCAUGGAUGAGUGCACCUAUUCAAGUCAGCCUGGUGGGAUUCUGGUGAGUCGUCACAGAUGCUCCACCUGAUAAGCAGCCAUGUGAAAUUCCUUUGAAUCUCCAACCUAAUUACUUGCUGUACAGCAACAACAUGCCACUAAUCCAAAUAUUUAUACCACUAUGAACUUUUUUUGAGGAAUGUGCUCUAAAGAUUUGCCAGUUUUCUUAGAUCUCAUUAUGAAACUCUUUAUGUGAGAUUUGUUUACUGGUUCUGUUUCGCAGUAAAAUGAGUGAUAUAUCUACAGUAAGCUGGUUGAAAUGGUCAAAGGACAAUUUUAAAACAGUUCCUACAAAACACAACAGUUUAAGUGCUGCCUCUCUCUCAGAAAAUACACAAAUAGCCCCUCAUGUGAGCUCUUGAAUGGCUGCACCACAUCUCCUGUGACACCAGAGAGACCGAUGAAAAUCAUGUGAAACAUUCCUCUUUUUGAACCAUAAUGACAAGAGAGUGAUUGGAGCAGCACACACACUGACACACACACACAGCCACAUGAGUAGACCUCGUUUAGGAUUUAACAGUAUUUGGAUAUCUGCCCAACAUUUCUGAAGCUGUUUAGAUUAAAAAAUGUUUUGUCUUCGAGAUUUAUAUUUAAGUUUUUGUCUGUCAAUCUAAUGACAUUUAUUGAUUUUCAACAUUUUUAGAUCGUAUUGUUAUAAAUUGUUCCUCUUAAUCUUAACUCCUUGAUCACAACAAAGCAGUGUCCGCAUUAUACAUAGCAGAGCAUUCCUGCCAUUGAUUGUAUAAAAACAUAGACAAAGCCUUGAUCGUCUCAGUCUCAGUUUUGCAGAGCUGAUAGGAAGUCUAAAAACAGCUGUCACCAUGCUGUAAAUGUCGUCUCUAGCUUACUUUUGACUGAACGAGAAUCAGGCACAAAGGAGAGUUUGAGGCCAUAGCCUUGCUGCCUCGACAACAGCGUCAUAUAAACCAAGCCCCUAAUUUAGUAUAACAAUAUGUAGUUCUGCAUAUCUCCUACCUUCAGCUGUUUUGUAAUCAAAGCAAAUGAGGAAAUAGAGAUCAUUAAUUCUGAUGUAAGAAUGGUCAUCUUAAUAUGGGCUCCGGCAGGGUUUUCUUGGCUUCCUGGAGUCAGCCUCGUGUGGACACUUGAAGAACUGCAGAUUUAUUUUGUUUGUGUACUGGCUCCAUUUUUUGACCCUGAAUGUUGCUCGAUCUCAGAUUUCACCAGAACUCAUUGAUCAUGUACAACUAUGCACAACUUUGCAUGAUAAAGUUGUUUGUUGGGAAAGGUCCUCUUAAUUUCAGCUUGAAGAAUCGAUACGUCGGCUCCCACGUCAGUCUCAGUCCAGGUUAUUCACGUAACAAUUGAAACUAUCACAGGAGUCAGAGCAAGAGGCUCAGACUGAAGCUUGUUUGUUGAAUAGAUUAUUUUCUCUUUCCAGCCUGGUGUUUGCCACUCCACUGUGCUGUGCAUUGUUCCCACAGAAGAGGUAAGUCAAACAUUUAAACUCAUAGCAACAAACGUGUUAUCGCUGCAGGAAAUAGCCUUAUCCCCAGCAGAAUAUUUGCAGGACUUGCAGGAUCCCUCAGCCUGGAAAGUUGCACAACUACAGUGUUUAUGUUUGAUCCAUUAACCCCUGUGUGUCCUCUGCCCGCUCCAGCUCUAUGUCAGUCAGCCGCUUGGAGCCGGAGCUGCAGGAGAAAAUCAGGGCCAACCACCCGGGGGUGGAGAGGGUCUACUUCAACAAAGGGCUAUGAGUGUGUGACCCCCCUCAUCCUAACACUGCCAUAACACAGCUGCAGGCUCAGUCCUCUCUCUGCCUCCCUCCUCAUUCAGUGUGCCAAAGUUAAGUUAGUGUAUCCUCGUUUCCAUCGUUCAGACGGGCAUCUGAGGACUUCUUCUCUCACUCACUGUUCUGUAAUGAGAUGUUUGCUUUUUUCAAUGUGAUUGUUUAUUUUAUUGUAACUGCUCGAGAAGUUGUCUGACUGGGCCUGAAGAAAAGUAACGUUUCGACAGAUACAGUUAAUAGGCCCAUGUUAGGUUGUUUCAAGUGGACUUUUUUCUGCGCAGUAUUUUUUACGUUGGUGACUUGUUGGUGCACACCGCUGCCAAACCAUUGCCAUACACCAGAUAGUUAGCUUGGCUGACUGAUUAUUUCCUACACUAUUUUUAAUUGAUUAUAAUCAGGAUACUAAUGAGUCAAAGACCUCUGAAGCACAACAACCUCGCACAUCUGACAGUGUUAUUUCAAAGAAAAGCAUUUACUUAAACUUACUUUAAUUCAGUUUCAUUCACUAAAUACGAACCUUUCAGUGAGCACGAAGGCCUCUCUGUAUGAUCAUUAACCUACAAAUCAUCCUCAAGGGACCCACCCUAUAAAAUGUGAUGAUUAGUGUUGGCAGCCAUUGGGGGGCCAUCAUGGUGCUAUUUGAUGUCUUAAUAAUCAGUGUUAAACAUUAUAGUCAUUCUGCUUGCCAAACAUGCAUGAACAAACCACUCCUCUUAUACGCAACAUGAGAUUUUUAGAAUUUAUCAAAUAAAAAUAUGGGAAAUCAUACUGGGAGCUGAAAUGGUGAUGGGUGAAAGUGUUAUUAAUGGUUAUCUAAAAAAUGCCAUACUGGCUCUAAUAAAUCUAAUCCAGUAGUUGAUUUAUAGUAGUUAAUUCAGAAUGUUGAUCACAGCAUUUGUAACCUUUAAACUCCACAAGUCAAUCACAGACUUGUACGGUAUUUUGCUUCUGUACCUGAACAUACAUCAAUAUUUCAGGUUUAAACACUCAUUUCAUUUAGGUUUGUCUUUAAAGUGUUAUUAUACAUUCAAAUACACUGGAUAACUUUUUAAAAUAAAACUCAGUGUUUAGGAAAAAAUGUCAAGAACAUUGUCGUGAAUAUUUGACAGCAAGGGGUCAAUAACAGAAAAUCUGACCGACAGAGAUUCAGUUUCGAAACACAACCAUUACUGUGAAAUCUUCUAAAACAAUUUUAUUUAAAUUCUCUGCAGAAAAGCUGGUGAGAUUAAAUACAAUUACAUUAGUAUAGUUAACAUCCUCUUGAUCAGUGUUAAUAUUAUACCUUGCUGUCAAGGUGAAGCACAAUGACACAUUACUUAUUACCUGUAGUUAUGUCACAGCUCUCUCCUGUCUAACUGAUAAAGCAGGCGUCACCUGACGUUUUAGCUUUCGUUCUCUUUCUCCACAUGCAGUAUUCACUCUUUAGAUAACAAUGUGCUUCUGAUACGUUUGGGCACAGUUGGUGUAAACUGUGAACUUGAUACCCGAUGGCUCUCAUCCAAAAAUCUGCCAUGUCGAUCUGCUGGUCUGUAUAGUUUUAAACAUUUGUGCCAAAUACACAGACUCUGUUUUAUUUUAUGAAACUGCAUAGGAGGUAUUUGGUAUGGCAAUGUGCAUGAUUUAAUAUUUGACUUUCUUAAAAUCAGGGAUUACAGAGGGAAAGAUCAACUCAAAGAUUCAAAUAUCCCUUUACAUUAAAUAUUAGACCAAUUUUUCCCUUUGUUAAAUCUGUAAAAGUGAUUUAAUGUGUUUGAAUUGUUUGCUUCGAUUGAGGCAAAUAUUGUUAUUUCAAAUUUAGAGACCUCAUCAAUGCUUGUGAACAUUGAUUUGUUUUAAUUGCAUCUUUUGCUCAUCAUGAUGUGUAAUUUCUGUCAAGUGUUAAAUGUUUAAUAUACUGUAAAUCUACUUGCAGAUAUUGGUGUAUAAGUAAUUUCAUUUUAGAUUGUUAGUGUUUCCAGAGAGCUGUUGGAGUUGGUGCUGUUCCCCAGCUGGUUUGAAGUGAAGUUUGUUAUUCUAGUCUCAAAGAGUAAAAUGAAUGUAGCAUUUCACAGUCAACACUGUUAGCCGUGUUUUUAGUCAAGAAAAGCACAAUGUUGUAACAGAUUUUAAAUGCUGCACAUUUUUAGAACUUGUUGAACCUCGUUUAGUUUUGUGAUCACUGUACUUUUCUGUACAUCCUCAGUCAGUGAGGAGAGAGAAAAGACGAGUAUUCAAUGUUCCCUCUGGUGGACAUUAUUUGAAGUAUUAUCCCCUAUCUUAUAAGAAGUAAGGCCUCUUCUAUGUGCUUAAAAGUACAAAACUAACUCCCUCACUAAUAACAUCUUCACAAGCUUCAAUCUGCCAAAUCAAAUAAAGUGUCACUAUAGCCAAAGCGAUACAAGGUGACUCAAGAGGAAGAAGUCAUUUACACCAAGCAUCAGUUAAAUGAGUAUUUUUUAAGAGAAAAUUAUGGGAGAAAAUGGUAUUUGAUUGUUUUGCAAUACACUGGGAUGAUUUGAUGUUUAAAUUAACUGGAUGAAAUAAAGUUGAUGAAACGUGUG